AUGGAAAAGGCACUUGCGCGAUACGGUGUCACUCAUCGUCUUUCCACCGCAUAUCACCCGCAAACUAGUGGCCAAGUAGAGAAUGCAAACCGAGGGGUGAAGAGAAUCCUUGAGAAAACGGUAGGAAAAAGUAGGAAGGAUUGGUCGGAAAAGCUCGACGACGCUUUGUGGGCAUUCCGCACCGCCUAUAAGACACCGUUAGGCACCACACCCUUUAUGAUCGUAUAUGGCAAAGCUUGCCAUCUCCCGGUUGAAUUAGAACAUAGGGCGUUGUGGGCGUUGAAAACCGUGAACCUUGACCUUACCGAAGCCGCAAGGAGGAGAUUCUUCCAAAUUCACGAGUUGGAAGCUUUGAGGGAUGCCGCAUAUGAAAGAUCUUGGAGCAUCAAGGAAAAAUCAAAGGCAUUGCAUGAUCGAAGGUUGCGAGGUUUGAAAGAGUUUAAGGUAGGUGACAAGGUACUCUUGUUCAAUUCCCGUUUGAAAUUGAUAGCAGGUAAACUGAAAUCGAGGUGGAAUGGACCGUACGUGGUUAAACAAGUGUUUCCGUACGGCACGGUUGAGCUUUACGAUGAAGUUGAUAAGGGAGUUUGGAAGGUGAAUGGCCACCGUUUGAAACAUUACUUGGGAGGUCCAAUUGAUGCUACCGAAGAGGAAGAAAUUCCUCUAGAGGACCCACCCACCUUCGCCGAACAGUAA
Helianthus annuus (common sunflower) is the source of this 696-nucleotide messenger RNA. RefSeq lists its product as uncharacterized. Gene Ontology annotation, biological process: DNA integration. Gene Ontology annotation, molecular function: nucleic acid binding. The record is from RefSeq and is a predicted model, not a curated record. NCBI's taxonomy places the organism in Eukaryota, Viridiplantae, Streptophyta, Magnoliopsida, Asterales, Asteraceae. The coding region runs from base 1 to 696 and encodes 231 amino acids. The transcript has a single exon.